AUGGCCGAGGUGGGCACCAGCUCCAGCGGUGACGGGGAAGCGGCCGCCCCGGACAAACCGAAGGGAACGGUCAAGUUCAGCGAAGCCGACCUAGCCGCCAUCAAGCAAACUAGCGACACGCUGAAGCGAAAUCCAAAGAUCGACUUCAGCAAAGCGGAUCUGCUGAAGUUGCUCAGCUAUCUGGAGGGAGAACUGCAGGCACGCGACGUCGUUAUCGCGGUGCUGAAGACGGAAAAGAUAAAGCAACUGCUGACGGCACCGCGCUACAGCAAAUCGACCAACCUGAACGACCCACAUGCGGCACUGUUUCGCGAUCAGCUAGCGGCCAGCGGUAAUAUUGCCAGCCGGCAGUCCUCCAUCCAGGCGGCCCAGUCCGAGCACGAGAUGCGCCUGAUGAAUGACCAGCGAAGCGGUGUCCGUGAGCAGAUGGAUUCGCUGGCCACGCUCGUUAUGCAGCAGCGUCAGGCGCAGGCGAAAAUGAUCGAGGCGCUGAAGGACGCCGAAGAACGCCACAAGCGCGUGGUGCAGGAGCUGUACGAUGAGCGGCGCAAACACGAGCACACGACGGCUCAAGGUGACGACAUUACGUACGGGCUGGAGAUCGAACGGUCGCGCCUGAAGCAGGAGCUAGAUCACGAGCGCGAACAGCACAAGGUGGUCGAGAUCGAAUUGAAGAAGAUUCAGGAGCAGUUCGAAGCGGAAAAGAAUCGCCAGAAGCAGAUCGUACUGUUGCUGCUGGCGGAACGGAAGAAAAUUAUUAUCAAGUACAUCGAGGAACGCAAGCGGAGCGAAGACCUGGCGCAGAUACUGUCGGAGGAGAAGCAACGCGUCGACACGAUUGCCGAAGGGCUGGAGGAAGAGAGCAAAAAAUCACUCCGGAUGGAGGCAGAACUCGAGAAGCAGGCGCAACAGUUUAAGAUCGAACGCAAACUGCUUCACCAAAGUCUGGCGAAGGAGGAAAAACGAGUGAAAGAUCAGGAGGUAGAAAUAUUGCAACUGAAGGCGGAAAUUGAGUUGCUGCGAAAGCAGGGCGGAAUACGGCAUCCGCUAGUGGCGCCGCAACUACCGACGAAGCCCGGUGGCCUCGUACCGUCGCGUCCGUCGAUCGGUGGUGCCGGCAGUGGUGUUUCUCCGGCCAGUGUGUCCAGCAGUAUUCCCGGAAGCGGUGCAAUCGUGACCGGUGGUGGCGUGGGAGUGCUGCCGGGUGUCCUCCCGGGGCAGAUGAUUAGUAGCAUGGCGACGAAGGUGGUCCAACCGACCGCAACCGUAUCGAGCGUUCCCGUGUCUGCACCAACCACCGGCAUUGCAAGAUCCGUUUCUCCCGGGCAACUCAUUCGUCAGACGGCCAUUUCGCAACUGUCGGUCACUUCACCCAACACCGUGGGCCAAGUGACGGGCACCAGCCCUGGAGGCGUUCCGGGAGCCACGCCAUCGGACACGUAUGCCAGCACCACGCCAGCGGGAAAGAUGACCAGUGUGGGCGUUCGUAAAGCGGUGGGCGUUGCAGCUGUGACCGUCAUCGGAGCGCCCGGAGCCGCCGCGGCAGGAUCAUCAGCCGGAUCACCAACCGUCAUCGGGGGUUCGACGGCGACCAUCAAGAAGACAAUAAUUCCACCGGUCGGUGGGCGCGGGGUGCCACCACCGAUUCCACCCAACAAGCCCCAGAUACCGCCGAAGCUGUCGGGCACAUCGGCAGUUGCAGCUGUGGCCGCCGGUGCCAUCUCGUCCCGCAUACCGUUUCUCAGUCACGCUGGUGGUGGAAGCAACAGUAGCAGCGGCAGCAGCAGCAGCAGCGGAAGCAGCACUGGCAGUAUUGGGUCUCUGGGCAGCAACGGUGGCAGCAUUACGACGCCCGUCAGUCCGGUUGGCAGUAACAGCACCUUUGGCACGGCCGGCGUCGGCAGUAGUGCUAGUAGUGCCAGCAGCGUAGUGAACAGCAACGCUCCUAUUGCCAAUAGCGUGCCACUGUCGGCCGGUUUCGCCAGCAACACAAUCUCACAGAGCACCGCUAACAAUGCUAUGUCCGCAAGCGCCAAUGCGAACGCCUUACCGCAGCAACAUCACCAUCAUCCUCAUCCAGCUCCACCUCCGACACUUCAUUCACAUUAUCUUCAUCAUGUUCCGCACGGUUCCGCGGCGGUCACGGCACAGCACCAAGCCUCCGUCAAUAAUGUUAUCGCCUCUCCUACAGUUGUCAGUGGUGCUGUCCCAGCAACAGCAGCAAUCGCAGCAGCCUCAGUCGCACCAACAACCGCAUCAGCCAUCACUGCACAACAACAAAGUCUUACGUCGCCAGCAGGCUCAUCUCCAUCCGUUCCAUCAACCGCCGGGGGGCCAUCAGAAAUACUGACAAACAUCGGCUGCGAAGGUGGGAUCGUGUAAAAACUUUCGCUACUAAAGUUACCCGUAUCCAACGCAGCCCCUCAGAAUGCUUACACGUUAACUGAACACGUUCAUCGACAAAUCAAUGUGGCGAACGCUAAGCUUGGUCCUAGUAGCCCUAGGACUAGCAAGAUGCUCACUGGCAAGAAGUGGCUUACUCAUGGUGCUUUAGACGUCUCCCGAGAAUAGCGUUACGUGAGCUUUUUCGUUUUGAUUUCGACGCGUAUGCGUAUACACGCAGUUAUUUUUGUUUAAGCAUUAAGUUCGAAAAACGUACUUCAUUGGAUUCUUAUCACAUUCGCUAGUCAUAGAUAGAUCGAACAAAGUAACACCUUCAUCACACAUCACUUGCAGACAGUACUCAUAAAAAACGUAGGACAAUUUCCCCUGGCGAGUACUUAUCGAUUGGUUUCGUUGAAAAAAUACGGUUCAGGCGUUAGUAUGAGACUUCGCUCAUAUGACUGGUACGAGAGCGAGCACUUCAUUUUACCGAUUUUUUUGUGGCAAUAGAAAAUCAACUGUGCAACUAACUCAUACAUCACUUAGUUUCACUUGUACCGUUGAAGUUAUACUAAUUUAGUUUAAAUAGUUUUACAUCGCGGCAUAGUAGGCGUUCAUUUUCCACUGCAAUGCUUUUCAAUGGCAACUAAUACUUUGUUGAAUCAGUGAUACCCUUUUUUGGUGUAACAGCUAAUGAUUUUGGUGCUUUGUAAAAAUAGUUUACCCAGUGUACUUGGAUCUCCGUUGUGAUUGAAGCAUCCAACAUCUUCCACCAUCACAAUGCCUGCAUUGCCCCCUCAUAGUUCGUACUUGAAUCGCACCAGGCAUUAACCCCAACAGCAUCUUCGAAACGGUCACAUGUUGUGUAACAAUGAACAGUGUAACAAUGCCUGCCUGCUGCAAUCUUAGAAGCAAUUCGCAAUUCGCGAUCAUUGUAACCACACAGCAUACACAUUUAGAGACUUACUCGAAGACCCGUGCCGUGCAAUAGGAUUUGAAGGCAGAAAGAGCUGCUACUAAACAUGUAUAACAAUAUAUAUAUAUAUCAAACAAAUGAAACCCAGCUUCUUGUGGCGCAUCCUUUGACUGCCUAAAGUUUCUCAUUUGGGUUGCCAGCGUAGUGCCAGUCGUUCAGAGAAUAUGCAUGCAUUCGUAAACCUCUAGCCCGUUAGUAGUUUCCUUAAAGAAAAAUACUGAAAGCAAUACUAAGCGUUAUACUAAGAGGCAUGAUGUAAAUGCAGACAAAUCAUUCGGAAUCCUUCGGGCGCUGCCCGCUAAAGAAUGCAGGGACCGAUCCAGGCGAUAGGCUUUGGUCGGAAACCGCGCGCUAUAACAGUAGUAGUAGGUUGUGGAACCAAUAGUCUAUUAUAUGCCCCCAUGGUAACGGAGGAUGGCUUCACUUCAACGCUCGCGGUGCUUGCUAUUUGAUGUAUACAGUAGAGCUGCGUACGGUGCGAUUCCGAGUAGUCUCUUCGAUGAGGUACCAGUCAUUUCUAUCAGUUUUGUUUUCCUACGGGUAAGGUCCCAAUAUGGGAAGUGGUCCGAUUAGAUGCAGGAGGGCAGCUUACAGAUUGUGUCUUACGUCUUACAGUAUCGUUUUGCCUUUGACGCGCACUGGUCAGGGAUUGAGGGCAACACAAUAACAUGAAGUGCGAAGAGAACGUUUUCUGUCGGUAGAGCUAUCUGUAUUGUUUGAAUCGCUGAUUACUGUAAGAAAUUAACCAAUAGUAAUAGUAAUGAUAACGCUAGUAAAUUUGCUGUGAUUCUCGGAUUUUGUACUCCUACCUUCUACGACUUUACUCUAUCCAAUGAAUUCUGUUCAGCAUUGGUGUACCCAGAGGCACUGAAUGCGCUGCACGGUGCUAAAAGAAUCGUCUGGUGUGCUCAAAUGAUUAGAGGAACGCAUUAUAACAAACAUCCAGUGAGAUUGAUACAAAAUGGAUUCUUCCGGAAGGCGAUCGUCAGUGAUCGCGACCCUUUCGUUGGUAGAAUAUUUUUCGAUGUAGCAUUUUUUUGCGGUAAGCCUGGUUACGCUUUUAAUGUGCAUAUUGCAUUAUGCAUUAGGUAAAUUAUGUUCAAAUGGUCUGCCGUUCUGGCUCAAGGACCGGUGGCGAGUUGUGUGGAAAAGAAACUGCUCCCAGGCAGCCAUCGCCGAACGCAUUGUUAGAGUGAAACAGUACUAACCCAAUAAUGAAUUAGAAUACACAGAAAAGUAAUACAUCACGUGGUUGUUGUAGAAUGAAAGUCGUACUCUAUGGACUGUUGACGUGCCAGGUGCCGAAAAUCUCGGAUGGGCUCACGGAUUAUUGCUACCAAAAGUGAUGUGAUACUUCCCAGCUAAGACUUACCGUAGGCUAAAAUAUUUACGUUAUCGUUUCGUAUGCUGUCUUUUAACAUUUUUCAGUUUGUUCUGGUGGCACUAACAUCACAUAUAAUCAGUGUUUUUUACAGCGACUACCCUGUGAUUCUGUGACGGCAGCGGGUACGGCCUUUUCUGUUUCGUCACCCAACUUAUAUUACACCUUCGGUCACUACACUGUCCAGAACAGUGCGAUGGUAUUAGCUAUACAAAGAUAGGACAAACCGUACAGGGUAACCAAUAGACCCAAAUCUACCCCCGUAUAACGAGAGUACCGAGCGCGAGUGGCACAACAUUUUGCAGGGCAACAUUUUGCAAAAACGUGUUACAAUAUUAAUCGCAACAAAAUAACCAAAACCAUGUAAUUAACUGUGUCUGUAAAUUGAUGCUACAACGUACGGUUAAACGAAAGGCAAUCUUAGUUGAAUACAACAA
This is a messenger RNA of Anopheles bellator, 5176 nucleotides long. Its product is annotated as CTTNBP2 N-terminal-like protein. The record is from RefSeq and is a predicted model, not a curated record. The coding region runs from base 1 to 2382 and encodes 793 amino acids. NCBI's taxonomy places the organism in Eukaryota, Metazoa, Arthropoda, Insecta, Diptera, Culicidae. The transcript has 6 exons.